AUGAAAGCAUAUGAGACAACUACCACUAUCGUAGAGGUUGAGUUGCCUCCUAUGCAUUCUACCCGAUUGGGUCUGGCAUUGAAUUUCUUAAUAUUCUCUUAUGAGAUCUUGAAUUCAUCUGAAAGGGCCUAUCGCCUUGCAAAGCAAGCCUUCGAUGAAGCAACAUCAAAGCUUGACAAUUCACUCAAACUCAUGAAUGUUACCAGGCAAGCAUUCCCAAUAAUCACCCUUAACCCCACUCGCAAAACAGCCCCAGUAGCAAGAGCAUCCUCCGGUGGCAUUCCCCGUCUUCAAACAUAA
Hevea brasiliensis (rubber tree) is the source of this 300-nucleotide messenger RNA. RefSeq names its product 14-3-3-like protein B. Gene Ontology annotation, biological process: signal transduction. Gene Ontology annotation, cellular component: cytoplasm. Lineage: Eukaryota; Viridiplantae; Streptophyta; Magnoliopsida; Malpighiales; Euphorbiaceae. The transcript has a single exon. The record is from RefSeq and is a predicted model, not a curated record. The coding region runs from base 1 to 300 and encodes 99 amino acids.